CUUCCCUCCUCCCUCCCCUGGGCCCUGCUCCCUGCCCUCCUGGGCAGCCAGGGCAGCAAGGACGGCACCAAGGGAGCUACCCCAUGGACAGGGCCCCACAGAGACACCACCGAACAUCUCGGGAGUUGCUGGCUGCAAAGAAGACCCACACCUCACAAAUCGAAGUGAUCCCUUGCAAGAUCUGUGGGGACAAGUCAUCUGGCAUCCACUACGGCGUUAUCACCUGUGAGGGGUGCAAGGGCUUCUUCCGCCGCAGCCAGCAGUGCAAUGUGGCCUACUCCUGCACCCGUCAGCAGAACUGCCCCAUUGACCGAACCAGCCGCAACCGAUGCCAGCACUGCCGCCUGCAGAAGUGCCUGGCUCUGGGCAUGUCCAGAGAUGCUGUCAAGUUCGGCCGAAUGUCCAAGAAGCAGAGGGACAGUCUGCAUGCAGAGGUGCAGAAACAACUGCAACAGCAGCAGCAACGGGAACAAGUAGCCAAGACUCCUCCAGCUGGGAGCCAUGGAGCAGACACACUCACAUACACUUUAGGGGUCCCAGAUGGGCAGCUACCACUGGGCGCCUCACCUGACCUGCCCGAGGCCUCUGCUUGUCCCCCUGGCCUCCUGAGAGCCUCAGGCUCUGGCCCACCAUAUUCCAAUACCUUGGCCAAAACAGAGGUCCAAGGGGCCUCCUGCCACCUUGAGUAUAGCCCAGAGCGAGGCAAAGCUGAAGGCAGAGACAGCAUCUAUAGCACUGACGGCCAGCUUACUCUUGGAAGACGUGGACUUCAGCUUGGGGAACCAGAACAGGGCCCAGACAGCCACUGCAGUCCCAGUUUCUGCAGUGCCCCAGAGGCACCAUAUGCCUCUCUGACAGACAUAGAGUACCUGGUACAGAAUGUCUGCAAGUCCUACCGAGAGACGUGCCAGCUACGCCUGGAGGACCUUCUACGGCAGCGCACCAACCUCUUCUCACGGGAGGAGGUGACCAGCUACCAGAGGAAGUCAAUGUGGGAGAUGUGGGAGCGCUGUGCCCACCACCUCACUGAGGCCAUUCAGUACGUGGUGGAGUUCGCCAAGCGGCUCUCAGGCUUCAUGGAGCUGUGCCAGAAUGAUCAGAUCAUACUACUGAAAGCAGGAGCAAUGGAAGUCGUCCUCGUCAGAAUGUGCCGGGCCUACAAUGCCAACAACCACACAGUCUUUUUUGAAGGCAAAUACGGUGGUGUGGAGCUGUUCCGAGCCUUGGGCUGCAGCGAGCUCAUCAGCUCCAUAUUCGACUUUUCCCACUUCCUCAGCGCCCUGUGUUUUUCUGAGGAUGAGAUUGCCCUCUACACGGCCUUGGUUCUCAUCAAUGCCAACCGUCCUGGGCUCCAAGAAAAGAGGAGAGUGGAGCAUCUGCAAUACAAUUUGGAGCUGGCCUUUCAUCAUCAUCUCUGCAAGACUCAUCGACAAGGCCUCCUAGCCAAGCUGCCACCCAAGGGGAAGCUGCGGAGCCUGUGCAGCCAACAUGUGGAAAAGCUACAGGACUUCCAGCACCUCCACCCCAUCGUGGGCCAAGCCGCCUUCCCUCCACUCUAUAAGGAACUCUUCAGCACUGACGUUGAGUCCUCUGAGGGGCUGUCAAAGUGACCCGGAGGAAGGACAACUUUCUACUUCCUUCAGCCCUCUGACCGUCUCCCUGGACUCCACUCACCAGCCUUUCCCUCUCUGCACUCUGUGAAGGGUGAUCUCCCUAGGAGUCAAAUACUAAGACUGGUUUCUGCCCCUAGGCUUGCCCGGUAGUGCCACAGCAGCAAGCGAUGGAGAAAAGGCUUGUCAUGUUUGAUUUCCCUUAAGUUCCACCCUGGCUCUGGAAGCUGUGGGGUAGAUGGGAUAUAGGAUGACCGAGUCAAACAAACAAAAAGCCAGAAAGACAAACAUCGGGGAUAAAUCCAAGUACCUGGGAUGAGAGAACUCAAAUCUAGGCUCAGAAGCUGAUAACAGACCUUUCAAUACCUCACUGUAUUUCCCCACAGGCUCCUCUGGGGGAGAUGGCUCUAGCUCAGAGACUGGGGGCAAGCACCCAGAAGGACCUGUAUAUAACAAGAAUAUGGAUUCUUGAGAUUUUCUGCCUUCCUUCUUCCUAGUUGAGAAAUGUUGUUGACCCCACCCCCACCCCACCCCACCCCGACACACACGCGUUUUCUGGGACCUAAAAUGCCUGGAUACACAAUGAAUGAGAGUGGGGUGGAGAUAAGGGCCCAGGAUAACUGUUUUAUGGGAGUUGGGUAUGGAGAAGGAUAUCACUGGCAAAAUUAGAAUGCAAACCGCUUGUGUAUGCUCUAAAAGUCAAAUUUGUUACCACAGUCUAACCAGAGACAGCCAUCCACACAGGUGGAGCACACAGUGGCUCUGCCUCUGAUGACACAGUUCUACAGACAGGUUUCUUCUGACACAAUCUCUUCCUUGAGGUCACAGCUCUGAGAAGCCAUAGGGUCUUAGGGGAAAGUUCCAAUCCAUACAGGACACUAGAACACAACAUCGCAGCCCCAGCUGUCUUCUGUCCCAAGAACGAUCCGUAAAAGAAGCAGAGGACUUGAUGCUGACGGCCAGAAUCCAGGGACCAGCACUUGGGAGGAUGCCCUUGACUUCAGUCUACACUGCCUGUCCAUGGGGAAGGAGGGCACCCCCCCACCCCCCCGCUCUGUACCUGUGGGCUGCUGACCCCAGUAUGAAGGAGUGACUAGGGACAGGACAGGGACCGGUUUCUCCUUCACAAUCUUGCUCAGAAUUUCUCUCAGUUUGUAAGCUGCAGACUCUCCCAGGAGGUGUAAGCAGCAGAUGAGAGGGAGGAAGGGUUUUUUUUUCCCCCUCUCAACAGAAGGGUUUAGCUAGGUGAACAUAAACCCCAACUUGUGCCAUUGUUUAUAAAACGAUUUUAAAGGCUGGA
Rattus rattus (black rat) is the source of this 2910-nucleotide messenger RNA. It is a transcript of the gene Rorc, whose product is annotated as RAR related orphan receptor C. Gene Ontology annotation, biological process: regulation of transcription by RNA polymerase II. The transcript is spliced from 11 exons. Gene Ontology annotation, molecular function: RNA polymerase II cis-regulatory region sequence-specific DNA binding; zinc ion binding; nuclear receptor activity. NCBI's taxonomy places the organism in Eukaryota, Metazoa, Chordata, Mammalia, Rodentia, Muridae. The coding region runs from base 84 to 1610 and encodes 508 amino acids. The record is from RefSeq and is a predicted model, not a curated record. Gene Ontology annotation, cellular component: nucleus.